UUUACUGCACGUGUAGGCUUCAAAAUGUUGUAAUGUUUCUUCGCUAGAAAAACUAUUAUAUUUUACUGCGAUCUCACUAAUAACAUUAUGGACAGUCAUAUUAGGAAACUUAAAAAGCUUAAGAAAAAGAAAAACAAGUUGAAAACCGCUGUGGAGACGGCAAAGACAGCUGAAGAGUUCAAAGACAAGGACAGUGAUAAAGUUACCAAUACUGAAGGUAAAGAAGUUGAUGUCGAAGAAGAAACAUUGCCAGUUGAUGCCGUUUUACCAGACGAUACAAGCUUUGCUUCGCUGGUCGGUUUGGUCAGUGAGAAAACACUCAAUGGAGUGAAAGAGAUGGGAUUUACUAACAUGACUGAGAUACAACAUAAAAGUAUUGCACCUUUGUUAAAAGGAAGGGAUUUAUUAGGUGCAGCUAAAACAGGAAGUGGCAAGACCCUUGCAUUUCUAAUACCUGUCGUUGAAUUAUUGUAUAAACUUGGAUUUAAGACAAGAAACGGUACUGGUGUAAUAAUUAUAUCCCCAACUCGUGAGCUUUCUCUACAAACCUACGGUGUUGCACAAGACCUUCUUAAAGAGCAUAAUUUUACUUACGGUAUUAUAAUGGGAGGUGUGAACAGAAAAACUGAGGCUGAUAAACUUCAAAAGGGAGUUAACUUAUUGAUUGCUACUCCAGGCAGACUGCUAGAUCAUUUACAAAAUACACAAGGUUUCAUCUUCAGUAACCUACAGUGUCUUGUCAUUGAUGAAGCUGACAGGAUUCUUGAGAUUGGAUUUGAAGAAGAAAUGAAACAAAUUGUUAAAUUAUUACCAACAAAAAGGCAAACUGUUUUGUUUUCUGCUACACAAACCAAAAAAAUAGAAGACCUUGCAAAGUUAUCACUAAAAAGGUCACCUCUGUAUGUUGGUGUGGAUGACAAUAAAGAGACUUCAACGGUGGAAGGACUAGAGCAGGGUUACAUUGUUGUUCCAUCAGAGAAGCGUUUUCUUGUUCUCUUCACGUUUUUAAAGAAAAACAGAAACAAAAAGGUUAUGGUGUUCUUCUCUUCUUGUAAUUCUGUCAAGUAUCACUCAGAGUUGUUAAACUACAUUGACCUACCUGUCAUGGACAUUCAUGGAAAACAAAAGCAACAAAAAAGAACUACAACAUUUUUUGAAUUCUGCAAUGCAAAAGCGGGCAUUCUUCUCUGUACCGAUGUAGCUGCAAGAGGCUUAGACAUUCCUCAAGUAGAUUGGAUAGUACAGUUUGAUCCCCCUGAUGAUCCUAAGGAAUACAUUCAUCGCGUUGGAAGGACUGCGCGAGGUAUCGAUGGUAGCGGGCAUGCAUUACUGUUUCUACUUCCAGAAGAGCUGGCUUUUCUACGAUAUCUUAAACAUGCCAAGGUACCACUGAAUGAGUACGACUUCUCAUCGUCAAAAAUAUUGAACAUUCAAUCACAGUUAGAAAAGCUUAUUGAGAAAAACUACUACCUUCACAAGUCGUCAAAGGAUGCAUAUCGGUCAUAUUUACAAGCUUACGCAUCGCACCAACAUAAGAAUAUCUUCAACGUUAAUACCUUAGACUUACAGCGUGUUUCACUGGCCUUUGG
This is a messenger RNA of Exaiptasia diaphana, 1589 nucleotides long. RefSeq names its product ATP-dependent RNA helicase DDX18. The record is from RefSeq and is a predicted model, not a curated record. Gene Ontology annotation, biological process: maturation of LSU-rRNA from tricistronic rRNA transcript (SSU-rRNA, 5.8S rRNA, LSU-rRNA). Gene Ontology annotation, cellular component: nucleolus. NCBI's taxonomy places the organism in Eukaryota, Metazoa, Cnidaria, Anthozoa, Actiniaria, Aiptasiidae. Gene Ontology annotation, molecular function: RNA helicase activity; nucleic acid binding; ATP binding.